Molecule: messenger RNA, 417 nt
Organism: Rotaria sp. Silwood2
Lineage: Eukaryota; Metazoa; Rotifera; Eurotatoria; Philodinida; Philodinidae
Source: the annotation of a GenBank genome assembly
AUGUCAUCAGUUUUUUCAUAUUCAUUGAUUAUUUUCGGUGCUCUUAUUUUAGGUAGGUUAAUAAUUUUCAUACAUAAAAAUCCAAGUCAUUUUGAUUUAUUUGUAGGAGUACUUUCUUCUAAUCAAGGUUCAGUUCGAAUCUGUAAUCAAGGAGCAUAUGUAGCUAAAUGUGGUCUUAAUUCACGAACUGCCGAUGGUCGUACUCGUUCUUAUGAAACUGGAAAAUUUCUAGCUGGUCAAUGCUCGACGCUUGAACUUCCGUUUGAAGCCAUAUGGGGUGAAGUUUGGUGUGACAAUUAUGUCUUCAUUGCUGCUACUAAACGUAUUUUUAGAGAAGAAUUUAAUGCUCCCUCUGUUCGUUGCUAUCAAAUUACUGGAACAACAAUUCAUCCAGGAAUGAGUGGACCACAUUGUUAA